UCAACACAAAAAAUUGAACACAGAUACAAUAUAUUUUUUACUGUGUAAUUAUUGUAAUAUAAAAUAUAUGAUCAGUACAGAACUCAAUCCAUUUAUAAGCAUAUUUUAAUUGUUUGAAAAAGAGUAUUUAGAUGAGUUUAUGAAACUAUCACAUGGUGAAAUAGAAACAUUUAAUCAAACUUAUGAUCAUCGAUCAGUAAUGCACUACCCGGAAAAUUCAUUUUCAUCCGACCGCGGGCUAAAAACGAUUAUCCCGAGGCAAGAAAAUAAACACGAAGUCCCAGCUAUUGGAUACAAUAAUAAAAUCAGUUUGGGUGAUUCAGUUACAACAAAUAUUUUGUACCAGUGCCCAAAAUGUGGAGGAGCAUUAUUGGAGCCUAGUGGUUCUUUUAGGUCGCCAAUAAAUCCAAAUCGCUCGUUGGUGGGUGUCGAACGUUGUGAGUGGAGAAUAAGGGCUGCCGAAGGUGAAAGAAUCGAGCUUUUUAUUAUGUCAUUAAGUAUUUACGAGAGUCCUGAUUGUGCAGUUGAUUAUUUGGAAAUCAGAAAUGGCUAUCACAAUACUAGUACAGUUUUGGCUCGUUAUUGUGGAGAUGUUUAUUCAGUUAAUUUAAUUGCUAGUAAUUAUUUACUAGUUGCAUAUGUGAAAGCAAGUGAGAAAAUCACUUACAGUGGGUUCCGAGCUGAUUAUAAGACUAUUUGCGGAAGUAACAUUGACAUUGAGAGAAAUGCGCCAUUCAUUUUAGAAUCAACAAAUUAUCCUGAUGCGUAUCCGCCAAAUAGACGGUGCAUAUGGUACAUUACAGCACCAAAAAAUCAUCGUAUAGUAAUGACGAUCAAUUACUUUGCUCUUGAAAUGAGUGAUGGUUGUAUAAAUGAUUUUCUCGAAAUUAAAGACGGCAAGAAUAAACGUGCGGUUCUUAUUGGGCUCUAUUGCGGUAUCAAAAACUCUUGGCAAGUUAAUUCAACGCUUAGAAAACUGUCGGUUGUAUUUGCGAGUAAUGAAAUAUACCAGGGUAACGGAUUUUCAGCCACGUUAACAGCACUGCCUAUGAAUAGUUAA
Molecule: messenger RNA, 1060 nt
Organism: Microplitis mediator
Lineage: Eukaryota; Metazoa; Arthropoda; Insecta; Hymenoptera; Braconidae
Product: bone morphogenetic protein 1 homolog
Exons: 3
Coding region: 140-1060 (306 amino acids)
Biological process (GO): proteolysis
Molecular function (GO): metalloendopeptidase activity
Source: RefSeq, a predicted model, not a curated record